Messenger RNA from Populus nigra (black poplar), 2066 nucleotides. Its product is annotated as zinc finger protein GAI-ASSOCIATED FACTOR 1-like. Gene Ontology annotation, cellular component: nucleus. The transcript is spliced from 3 exons. NCBI's taxonomy places the organism in Eukaryota, Viridiplantae, Streptophyta, Magnoliopsida, Malpighiales, Salicaceae. The record is from RefSeq and is a predicted model, not a curated record. Bases 303 to 1829 code for a protein of 508 amino acids. Gene Ontology annotation, molecular function: DNA-binding transcription factor activity.
CUGAUCCUUCUCAUGUUCUCUCCUAGUGACAAAGGCUGAUCACUAUCUCUUCUUUUUUACCAGAAAUGAAGGAGAAUUUCCUGGUUUUUGUCUUCCUCUAAGUUACAAACAAAUCCCCAACUUCCAUGUUUUUGUUUUUGUUUUGUUUUAAGUGCUAAACAACACAUCUUCUACCUAAACAAGGAAGUUGUAAGAGAGAAAGAAAACAAGAAAGUUUGGUGAGCAAAAGAGAAAGAAAGACAAAAAGGGUUAAAUCUUCAAUAAAAAUCCUACUACUUCUUAUCGUAUUUCUCUCCACUUCAAUGUCAAAUACCACAGGUGAUGGCACUGGCAGCUUCUCUUCUGGGGGUACUGGUGCAGAUGAAGUUCACUUGAACUCAAGUGCUGCUGCUGCUGCUGCUAACAGCAAUGGCUCCACUAUCACUCAACAACCUCCGCUCAAGAGGAAAAGAAAUCUCCCAGGAAAUCCAGAUCCCAGUGCUGAAGUUAUUGCUCUAUCACCAAACACUCUUAUGGCUACAAAUCGAUUUGUAUGUGAGAUUUGCAACAAAGGAUUCCAAAGGGACCAGAAUCUUCAAUUGCAUCGGCGUGGCCAUAAUCUACCAUGGAAGCUAAAGCAAAGAACAACUGCUGAAAUCCGAAAAAGGGUUUAUGUUUGUCCAGAACCUUCAUGUGUCCAUCACAAUCCGGCUCGAGCAUUAGGCGAUCUUACAGGGAUUAAGAAGCAUUUUUGUCGAAAACAUGGAGAAAAGAAGUGGAAAUGCGAUAAAUGCUCAAAGAAAUAUGCAGUGCAGUCGGAUUGGAAAGCUCAUGUAAAGACUUGUGGCACCAAGGAAUACAAAUGUGAUUGUGGCACCAUAUUCUCCAGGAGGGAUAGUUUCAUUACUCAUAGGGCUUUCUGCGAUGCCCUAGCUGAAGAAAAUACCAAAGCAAAUCAAGGAUUGAUGCCCAACAUGGAACCAAACUUACAAGGCCAAGUCUCCAACCUCAUACCCUCCAUGGCCAUCAACAAUAAUCCAAACCAAUCCACCAUGAUGUCUAGUUUUAACCAUCUAGAUGCUAAGAACCCACUGUCAUUACCUCAAGAACUCAUGCCGACACCACCUAAACCCUCAUCGGGAAGCAUGUUUUCAAAUGGCACCACAGGCCUUUUUGGUGGUUCAAGAAGCAUGUCACCAUCCCUUCAGUUGAAUGCAAAUUCAUCAACAAUCUUUGAAGGAAACGGCCUUCAUAAUUUAUCUGGCUCGGCAUCAAUGUCAGCGACAGCAUUGUUGCAAAAAGCAGCUCAGAUGGGUGCGACUGCAAGUAGUAAUAAUGUGAGCCCUCCCAUGAUGCAAAAGAGCUUUGUCACAAGCAUGGCACCCCCAACUUUUGGUACGAUGCAUACCCAAAAUGACCAAUCUCAUGUGAUAGGUGGUGACGAUGGAUAUGCUAACCAGUUUUUCAGUGCGAAUGGUGGGGUUGAGAACUCAGUAUUGAAUGACAUGGGGAUUUUCAGUGCAGUUUUAGAUCAAAACAAUUCAUUAUUUAAGACUAUGGAGCAUGCUAGUAGCAACAAUGAGAAUGUUUUUCAAGGUGCAAAUUCAAAUCCUGGUUUAAGUAGUCCAACAAGUACUGGAGCUAAUCCAAGUGGUUUAUCAAGAUUUAGUACUGGGGAUGUAAUGACUGUUGAUUUCUUGGGGUUGGGAGGAUCUAGACAAAGGAAUCUGCAUCAACAGCAUAAUCAUCAAGAAAUGGAGUUUACUAGAGGAAUUAGUCAUCCAAGAAUGCAAGGGCUGAACCACUUUGAGCAAGCAACAGCACUAAAGAAACCCAUGUGGGAUGUUUGAAAAAGAAUAAACAAAAUUUCUUUUUCUCCUACAGGCUACAUCUAGGUACUACUUGUAAUGAUUUCUAUCUUCACUUCUUUAAUUAGCUCUCUCUCUCUCUCUCUUCAAGUUACUGCUUCAAGCAAGGGAAGAACCUCAAGUGUUUCGCUAAAGAGCAAGCAAAGGUGUUGAGGAUUUUUGGCCCAACAUUAGCAACUUUGAUAUGAGUAGAAGAUCAAAUAGAUUUUCUUUCCAAAA